GAUGCAAGUUCAAAAUGAGCCAGUGCCAAACACACACAAAAUGAACAUAAAUCUAUUUUGAGGCAACUAUUCAACAUCCCUGAAAAUAAAAUGAACCAUACCUUUAUUGACAGUUAGUUUUUUCCCAAUGUUUUCACAAAGGUUGUUCUUAGGUACCAAAAAUGAAGGAACAAUCAUACAUUCUCAGAGAAUAACACAAAUGAUCCUAUUAUGAAUCAACGUGCAGUGAGCAAAGAGAACACCAUCAGUCAUUUUUCCAAGGAUAUGGACCGAGAAGAUUUAGUUUCUAUUUUAUAAAAACAAGAAAAGAGCAAAUCCGCUAUCAUUUCAACUCCCUUGUACUGAAAUAGAAAAGCAAGAGAAAAACAUUGCAGUUUACAGUAUACUAUUAGCACAUUUAGAAUUUUUGAAAAAUACAGGAUAAAGCACCACUUGCACUAGGCUUUAUACAGAUUGACAUAUAUCCUAUAGAUUCUCAGAGAGUCUGGCUUCUCAUCACCCAAAUUCUUGAAAACAGUAAUCUGGACUUAAAACAGCAUCUGCUUGUAAGACUGUAAGUCGUUCUUUUAUCUGAGUUUUUUACUUCAUUCUUCAGCUCAUCAGCAUUGAGUAAUUUAGUAUAAUUAUUGGUUAUUUGGCACUUGACAACUGAUAACUGUGUUUGAUAGCCAAUUCAGUUUGCAGUAUUCUAACUGGCUGCUGGUAUUUUUCAUUUGUGCAUUAGCAGCUAUUUUCUUCAUAUAUGGCUACCAAGUAAUUGAGAUUAGCAUUGAUGGUAACCAGCGAACACAUGUAUGAGACAGAUGGAAGGAGGGGGAGGGCUUCCAGAUGCUAGCAAUGUUAGCACUGCAUGCACAUAGCAGUCAUUGAAAAAGUGAUUAAAAACAGACCCAGCAAACGUUGUCAAGAGCAAAAAGAUAUGACAGCUAUCACAAGAAUAAGACAUUCGAUAUCAGAUCGCAAAACAAUAUCCCAGAGAUAUGUAUCAUUGAAAUCACGCCAAAAAUAAUUCAAUGCAUAAUUUCAUACCAACUAAUGCCCUUACAUUUUUAAGAGGUGCACAUAAUAAGAAAAAAGUUACUAACACACGACCCCUUUUGUAGUGUACUUUGAGUCUUUGAGGCCUCGAGGUACUAUCACAAUCAACGAUAUCAAGCACUAGUUGGUGACUUUCCCCUGGAAUAAUGAAUCAUGUGAUGCUAAAAGGAAUGAAUGGAUUCGCAUUAACAUAAAAGCCACCCAAACCCUUUUGGGAACACUUUGCCCUGGAGGUGCCCUAUCAAGUGAUGAUACCAAGUACCAAUGUGGUUGUUCAACUCGCUGGUAGAUUAGCCAGUUGUACAAUGUAGAAAUUGCAGUUAUAAGUUUCAGAUAAGGUACCAAUGUGAUCUCCAUAUGCCAAGCAACAUGUGAGAUCCAGCAAAACAACAAAGUGGAAGUGCACAAGAGAUAAGUAAUGGUUUCAAUUAAGAAAUGCACAGCAAAACAACACAUAUGAACAUAAAAAUCUAAAUAGGUAUGGCAACUACAAUUAGGUGGAAGUGUUUCUCAUAUAUGUGGAUGGGUCUAAAGUACCCAAAACUAAUAAUAAUUAGCCCUAAAAUCAAAAGCAAUUAGGUAGUGCUAGGGGUGCAGAUUGUUGAACCUACGGGUGUCCACUGUUUGUGCCCCUGAUGUACAGUAACUAGGUCCAGCCCGUGGUCACUUCAGACAGUACAAAUCUUCGAGUGGUGCUACUUGCAUGAGCAGCAAUAGGAAACCUGUGAUUCGAGGUUUCCAUAUCAGCAGCAAUAGGAAACCUGUGAUUCAGGUGGUUUUCAUGGAGUACCUAACAAAAAAGCAGGUAGCCACUCUUGCAGGCAAGUUACCCCACAGAUACAGUAUCGUAUUCUGCAGAGCAUGGAGAAAUUCCACACUUUCCACUCAGUUCUACUCAGCACAUAAACCGCAAUCAGAGUGCCCCCCCAUGACUUCAACACUCACCACCGGCCACUGGGAAAAAAAAUCAUCAGAUUGCUUCCAUCACAGCCAACCACUUCCCACCGGCACCUAAACAUUCCUAGAUAACGGCCAUAUAAGUUACCCUCCCCAGAAUAAUCCCUGUCGAGCACGAUCACGACCACAUAGCCACCACUGGCCAUGGAGGACUGGCUCUUCUACUCUCUCACCAUGCUGCUCUGCCUCCUCUGCUCGCUCCUGCUGCGUGCCCGUGCCCGCAGUCCAAGCAAGAUCAAUGCCACCGACGAAUCCCUCCCUCCUCUCCCACCCGGUCCGGCGCCACUGCCGGUGGUGGGCCCGCUCCUCUUCCUAGCCCGCCGUGACUUCGACAUGGAGCCCAUGCUCCGUCGCAUCACGCGGGAGUACGGUCCGGUCUUCACCUUCGCGCCACUCGGGAAGGCGCGUCCCACCAUCUUCGUGGCAGCCCGUGGGGCUGUGCAUCGUGCGCUUGUGCAGCGCGGAGUGAUGUUCGCCUCCCGCCCGCCUGUGACAGCCUCGGGCAUCGUGCUCACUAGUGGGGGCCGCAACAUCAGCUCCUCCCCCUACGGCACCACGUGGCGUACGCUGCGGCGGAACCUUGCAGCGGGUGUGCUCAACCCGGCACGACUCCGGGCAUUCUCCCCCGCACGGCGGUGGGUGCUUGACAUCCUUGUCUCCCGUGUCCGCACGGACGGAGGGAACGGGGAACGCCCUGUCACCGUGAUGGAGCCGUUCCAGUACGCCAUGUUUUGCCUCCUGGUGUACAUGUGCUUUGGCGACCACCUCGAGGACGCGCGCGUGCGAGACAUCGAGGCCACACAGCGGGAGCUGCUCAGCAACUUCCUCAGCUUCCAAGUCUUCUCCUUUGUGCCGGCGGUCACCAAGAUCGUGUUCCGACGGCGAUGGGAGAAGCUCAUCUUGCUGCGGCGGCGGCAGGAAGAGCUUUUUGUACCGCUGAUUCAAGCAAGGAGGGAGGCUGGUGCAGACGGAGACUGCUACGUGGAUUCCAUGGUGAAGCUGAUCAUCCCCGAGGACAGCGGCAGAACGCUCACGGACGACGAGAUCGUGAGCCUCUGCUCCGAGUUCCUUAGCGCUGGCACCGACACCACGGCCACCACACUGCAGUGGAUCCUAGCGAACUUGGUCAAGAACCAAGCAAUGCAGGAUAGGCUGCGGGACGAGGUGGCUAGCUCCGUCGGUGCCAAUGGCAAGGUGCGAGAGGACAACCUGCAAGCGAUGCCGUACCUCAAGGCUGUGGUGUUGGAGGGGCUCCGACGCCAUCCACCGGGCCACUACGUGCUCCCACACGCCGUGCACGAGGACACGACGUUGGACGGGUACCGUGUGCCCGCUGGCACACCUGUGAACUUUGCGGUGGGCGACAUCGGCCUAGACGAGGAGGUGUGGGAUGCACCCUCGGAGUUUCGGCCGGAGCGGUUCCUACCCGGCGGGGAAGGGGAGGAAGUGGACCUAACGGGGAGCAAGGAGAUCAAGAUGAUACCAUUCGGUGCCGGGCGGAGGGUCUGCCCUGGCAUGGCGCUGGCGCUACUACACCUCGAGUACUUCGUAGCCAACCUUGUGAGGGAGUUCAAGUGGCUCGAGGCCGAUGGCGAAGACGUGGACCUCACUGAGAAGCUCGAGUUCACUGUGGUCAUGAAGCGGCCGCUCAAGGCCAGGGCCGUGCCGUUGCGAUCACCGUCUGUUGUUGCAGCUGCUUGAUAGAUCAAGCUUACUCUUCUCUCUAGCAUGGGAAUGGAUUGGGAAGAGUGCGCAUCUCCUUACCAUUACAUAUACCCAACGAUUAUGGUAAUCAAAUUAAGUUUCUCUUGUUCUUUUGGGUGUGUACUAGCAGUCAUAGCAACCUUAAGCUCAAUUAGUUUGUACAAUAAGGCAGCAACUAGUAAAUAUUUAGUACACUAGUACGAAGCAUUAUUUAUAGAGGGCAUUCAGCUAUGUUAAAUGGAAUGCAGCAGCAACAUCAUCCAGCCAAUAGGGAGCUCUUAUGGUCCUGGUGUGUAUCGCGUACUCUCCAUUGCCAUGAUUUGUUUGCAUCACCAUCCUCACUCAUGCCAAUGCCACGCAUCAUGAUUAUAAGCUGAGGUCCAUUGGCCUUGGCGAAAAGAAACUAAUAAAAAGAGAAAGGGCCCGGUUUUGUGGUGGUAGAAAAAGGGACUGAAUGUAUUACCUCUGCUCCUAAAUAUUUGAUGUUGAACUAACCGUCAUCAAAAGGGAUACAGUAUGUGUGGUUGGGCCAAGGUUGCUUAUAGCACAGUAGACAGAACUAUUAUAUGCAAAC
This is a messenger RNA of Setaria italica (foxtail millet), 4273 nucleotides long. Its product is annotated as cytochrome P450 89A2. The record is from RefSeq and is a predicted model, not a curated record. Lineage: Eukaryota; Viridiplantae; Streptophyta; Magnoliopsida; Poales; Poaceae. Gene Ontology annotation, cellular component: membrane. The transcript has a single exon. Gene Ontology annotation, molecular function: heme binding; iron ion binding; oxidoreductase activity, acting on paired donors, with incorporation or reduction of molecular oxygen, NAD(P)H as one donor, and incorporation of one atom of oxygen. Bases 2140 to 3696 code for a protein of 518 amino acids.